AUGCCGACUGCAACAAGAACAUACGACCUGGGAGUGCAAAAGGUGUCAGCCAAUAUUCCCGUCGAAGAUAUGAUCUACCUCUUGAAACGAGAUGGAGGUGUUUUCAUCCAAGGCCUCAUAGCAGAAGGGGACGUUGAUCAAGCAUACGAGGACUGCAGAAAACGAGGCAACUUCUUUUCCAAGGAGACGCAACGAGCCCCAAGCCUUCUUGCUCUGAGCUCAACAUAUGCAAAGACACAAAAGUUACAAAAAACCAAUGGCGGUACGCGAUUUAUUCCUGGAAGUCAUCUGCGGGGGAGCUUCCGCAAAACUCCACCAGAUGUCAAUUUGUGCGACAUUCUGCUUCACGGCGGUGGUUACAACCAGACCGAAAAUGAGAAGCGUCUGGUGUUCGCUACCUUCGUCACCCGUGGGUAUUUGAGACAGGAAGAAAACCAGCUCCUUGCCGCUCCCGCGGAAGUAGCUCGGAAAUAUCCUCGUGAGAUCCAAGAGUACAUGGGCUAUGAACUGGAGUUGUUGCUUGAUGUCUUCUCCAGCUAUUCUGAGUGGUUUUCAUUUCAUGCUUACAAGGGGACUUGA
Rhinocladiella mackenziei CBS 650.93 is the source of this 579-nucleotide messenger RNA. RefSeq lists its product as uncharacterized. The record is from RefSeq and is a predicted model, not a curated record. The coding region runs from base 1 to 579 and encodes 192 amino acids. The transcript is spliced from 5 exons. Lineage: Eukaryota; Fungi; Ascomycota; Eurotiomycetes; Chaetothyriales; Herpotrichiellaceae.